Tachyglossus aculeatus (Australian echidna) is the source of this 1591-nucleotide messenger RNA. RefSeq names its product transmembrane protein 164 (gene TMEM164). Lineage: Eukaryota; Metazoa; Chordata; Mammalia; Monotremata; Tachyglossidae. The transcript has 8 exons. Bases 236 to 1099 code for a protein of 287 amino acids. The record is from RefSeq and is a predicted model, not a curated record.
GAGAGAAGGUCGCACAACAGUGAUUCUCCGGCCCCAGUCUCCCCCGCCCCGGCUAGCUCCUGAAAUAAGGGGCUCUGCUACCAGGCUCCCCCGUGAGGGGCGAAGAGUCGUCGAGGGGCCCGGAAGCCGCAGCCGCCCCCUGAGCCGGCGAGGGGCCCCCAUGUAGCCGCCGUGGGACGCCAGUCGGUGAAUUUGCUGAGCGCCCACCGCGUGGAGAGCACUGUACUGAGCGGGCAUGGCCCGCUACGACGUGUCGAGCCUCCUGGACUGGCUGUACGGCGGCGUGGACCCCCGGUUCGCCGGCAACGGGGGCCCCGACUGCGCCGCCUUCCUGCCGUGGCAGCAGCGGCUGGCGGAGAGCGUGGUGGCCCUGGCCCUGGCCCUGCUGGAGAUCCGGGUGGCCCUGCGGCACAUCCGGGGCCGGCGGGAGCCCAGCCCCGGCGCCGGGCCGGCCCCCCCCGGGGGCGGCAGCCCGGCCCGCUCCCUGCUCCUCGUGGCCCUCUGCCUCACCUUCGGCGUGGAGCUGGGCUUCAAGUUCGCCACCAGGACCCUCAUCUACCUGCUCAACCCCUGCCACCUGGUCACCGUCAUGCACAUCUACCUCCUGGCCUGUCCUCCCUGCCGGAGUGCAGCUGUCCUUUUCAGGUUGCAGAUGCACAUGCUGAAUGGGGCUUUCCUGGCACUGCUGUUUCCUGUGGUGAAUACCCGCCUGCUGCCGUUUGAGUUGGAGAUUUACUACAUCCAGCAUGUGAUGCUCUACGUGGUGCCCGUCUACCUGCUGCGCCAAGGAGGAGCCUACACUCCCGAGCCCCUGUCCAAUUUCCGUUGGGCCCUCUUGUCGACCGGCCUGAUGUUCUUCUACCACUUCAGCGUCUUGCAGAUCCUGGGUCUGGUCACGGAGGUGAAUCUGAACAACAUGCUCUGCCCCGCCAUCUCGGACCCCUUCUACGGCCCCUGGUACCGGGUCUGGGCCUCGGGCCACCAGACCCUGAUGACCCUGACCCACGGGAAGCUGGUCAUCCUCCUCUUCUACACGGCCGGGCCCGUGACCAAGCACCUGGCCGACGCGCUCCGACUGCCCGCCAAGAAAGUAGACUGAGGGAGGGGGCCGGUUGUUGUCGUCGUAGCUGCCCACCCCCGGGGGCAGGACCGGUGCCUGGGGAAACCAUCUCACAGGAGGGAGAGUAGCUCGUUCGGUGUCUCUCCCUCCCAACCACUUGCUCUCCCACCAAGCCGCCCCCCCUUUUCCCGGUCGGCCGUUCGUGCCCAUCUGCGGCCUCCGUCUUCUCCUUGCCCUCUGCCGUUUCGUGCCAGUCACAGGGGAAGAUCAGUGGCCUUAGCAGAGGCGGGGACAGGAGACAGGAGGGGCCGGGGCCUCUCGGACCCCGAGGGUCGGUGGCCGGGGACAAACGCCGCAGAACUGCUUUUACUGUCGGGGCCGAGGGCGGCCCCCCACUUCUCACUGCCCGGGAUGCGUGCCCUGGCUGGGGCCCCUCCCAGCACAGCACCCUCCCCUCCGCCAGCGGGAGACCCCUGCCCUGCCUGCCCCCAGCUUCAGGUUUCAGCGCGGGAGCGAGCAAUGACUUCCCGU